Molecule: messenger RNA, 1650 nt
Organism: Eleginops maclovinus (Patagonian blennie)
Lineage: Eukaryota; Metazoa; Chordata; Actinopteri; Perciformes; Eleginopidae
Gene: rab20
Product: RAB20, member RAS oncogene family
Exons: 2
Coding region: 204-992 (262 amino acids)
Biological process (GO): intracellular protein transport
Cellular component (GO): endomembrane system
Molecular function (GO): GTPase activity; GTP binding
Source: RefSeq, a predicted model, not a curated record
GUUACUUUUAGAAGUUCGGACAAGAGGUUGACUAUGAGUCUACACUGAUGGUCGUCGCACCGUCACACAUUUAAACACUUUUUCGUUCACAACAUGGCGUUUGUCAGAGUGAUUUGUGACAUUAAUUUUACAAGCUAGACCGAAUCUUUCACGAUACGGUAAGAAGAAAAGUAGCUCCACUGCAGCGGGACCGAACCAGCACCAUGCCCGAGGUCUCGAAGAUGAAAAAGCCCGACGUCAAGCUUGUUCUCCUGGGGGAUAUGAACGUGGGGAAGACGUCGCUGCUCCACAGGUACACGGAGAGGAAGUUCAAAGACACCAUCAGCACCGUUGGAGGGGCUUUUUUCCUAAAACAGUGGGGCCCAUACAACAUCUCUAUAUGGGACACUGCUGGUCGGGAACAGUUCCACGGUUUGGGAUCAAUGUACUGCAGAGGUGCAGCCGCUGUCAUCCUCACCUACGACGUGACCAACUGGCAGAGCCUAGCCGAGCUGGAGGAGCGCUUCCUGUCCCUGACUGAUACCGCUAACCACAACUGCAUCUACGCUUUAGUAGGCAACAAGGCUGACCUCACGGACCCUAAAGCCCAGCUGCCCCAGGAUUCAGAUCCAUCAAAGGACCAAACUGAGUGUGGGGUCGAGAGGACAGAUACCCAGGUACUGUCAGCUUGCCCCACGCCCCCGGCCUCCCCUGCUUCCCUCUCAGGGAUUACGCUACAGAAACAGGUGACCCCCGAAGAUGCAAUGGCUCUUUACGGAAGAAUACUGCGCUACAAGGGCCUGGACGAAAAGAGCAGCCUGCCUGCAGAAAAGAUGUGCUUUGAGACGAGCGCCAAGACGGGCUACAAUGUGGACGAUCUGUUUGAGGCCUUGUUCGAUCUGGUGCUGCCCUCCAUCCUGAGAAAUAGAAAUGAGAGCCAGCAGUCUCCCACAGUGGACCUGGAGGAGUGUAGGGGGGCCGGCAACAAGCGGGCCAAAUCUGGCUGCUGCUAGAGACGGCAUCCAGCAGAGACUUGUUUUUAACUAUAAACAAUCAAAAGUUGGUCUGCGGACCAAAUAUAAACUGUGACGGUACUACUUAAUUGCCUUGACUGAGACCUAAUAGCAUUAAUGACUUCCUGUAACACAAACCGAUUCUGUGAUGGUGUCCGCUUACAUUUUAAGGAAUGGAAAUUAACGUGUGCUGCGUUUUGACUCCUUCUUUGAAGCCUUCCACCCCAAUGACUGAAACUGCACUUGUAUCCCAAAGAUGUGCCCAUGGCCAGAUAACACAUAAAAGUCAAUCACUGCUUUUUGUAAAUGUUUUAGAUUGUCACAAAUUUAACAGCACUAAUUGUUAUGUGUGUGGCAGGUUGCACAGUGUCUAUUAUAGUUGCAUUUUAAGAUUUCCACCGAUCACACUAGCUUUAUGCUCUGUUACUAGCAUUACAAUUGAUCUUUUUAUUUUAUAGGCACAUUUUGAACUUUUCAGUGAUUGUAAAUAGUGAAUAAAUCUGUAAAAUGAUCAAGUACUUCCCUUGUUUUUAGUUUUAUCUAGGGGAAAAUGCACAUAAAUGAACAUGAGCACUUUUAGUCCACAAUGUUAACCUGGCAGAUUUGGCCCUACAGGCUAGUUUUUAUCUACUGUCAUAAUAAAGAUUUUUAUUUUGCA